AUGGAGGGGCCUCUCGCCGCGAUCACAUCGGAGGCGGACGCCUCGCGCCGUGUCGCGUUGCUGGAGGAGGCACAAGCCGCACUCUCUAGCGGCGCCGACGCCGGCGCCGCUGCCUCCGCGGCGACAGACCUGCUCGGGCUGCUCGCUGACUCGGACGCAGCAGUGCGGCGAGCUGCGCUGGCGUAUGCGGAGGACCUAGGCUCGGCGGCUCCGUCGGUGCUGCCGACGCUACUCCCGGCGCUACGCGCGCUGCUCGGCGACGGGAGCCCGGCCGUUGUGAAGCGCUGCCUGCUCUCGUGCGCUGGCCUGCUGCGGCCGGCGCUCGCGCUGGUCGCGGCCGGUGGCGAGCCUCUUCCGGAGGCGCUCGCCGAGGUGCGCGCGCUCGUCGACGGCAUGCGCACCGAGGCGGCCGAGAUGAUGGCGAGCGCCGCGCGCACCGACGCGGUCCGCACGCAGGCCGUCAAGUUUUGCGAGGCGCUGGCGCUAAGCGCGUGCCAGUCGCGGCUGAUGCCUGCGCCGGGCGCAAGCGCGGCGCAGAUCAGCGUGCCGGCCGCGAGCCGCGCCAACGUGCAGCAGUCCCUCAAGUCGGCGCUCCUCUCGGUCGUGAAGCAUCUGCACUCGCUGCCGGCGGAGCACAUGGGCGGCAGCAACCAGCUGCAGGGACGGGAGCUGCCCUCGAGGAGCGAGCUCGCCGAGGAGGUGGAUGCGACCGGCGGCGGAGGCGGCGCAAAGCGAGAGGGCGACUCGCUCGAGGUCGGCCCGUCUAAACGGCUGCGCGGACACGCUGCUCGCGAGAAAAAGAAAAACACGUGCGCGCUCCUCGAGCACGCGCUCUCUCUGCCGCACGAGCGGCACGAGCUGCUGCUGGCGUGGGCCUACGCCGAGUUCCGCGAGCAUUCGCUCGAGCGGUACGACGAGCUCGCCGACGUCCUGCUCGCCUCGCUCCACGAGCGGCUCGCGCCAAACGACCGCCUCUGGACAAAGCUGCUGCUGCAGAUGCCGCGGCUGCCUCGCACCGUGCUGGAGCUGCUGCGCUCCGACGUCGCCUCCGCGGCGAGCCCCCGACUGACGCUCGGUCUCACGACGCUGCGUGACCUCGCGCUGCAACGCGACGCGUGGCGGCCCGCCUGCCUCGAGCUGCUUCUCGAGCUGUGCACCGCCGGGUCGGCCCCCCUCCGCGCGCCCUCCAUCCGCCUUGUCGUGAGCAUGGCCGCCGGUGAAGGUGUCGCCCAGGCGGCGGCCGUCGAUCAGAUCGCCGCGCGGGCCCACUCUCACGCGGCGGAGGAGCUCGAGGCGGCCCUGGCGGCGGAGGAGGAGGAGGAGGCGGCGCGCAGGCUGCCGCUCUACCUGGCGCUCUGCAACCGCUCGCCAAGCAUGCUGGCCGCGCUGCUUGCCGGCUUUGAUGGCGCGUCGGCCGCCGCGCAAGCGACGGUGCAGGAGCUGCUGCCGGGGCUGCUGCUGCACUUGCCGAUGGAGGCGGUCACGGAGGUCCUGCUCGCGCAACUGAGAGGCGAGCCCGACGCAUCGCCGCCGCUCUCCGCCGCCUCACCGCUUCCGCUGCUCGCGCUACACGUGCUCGCCGAUCGCGCCACCGCCGUGGGCGGCACCGUGCCCGCCGCGCUGACGGCCGGCGUGCUGGGACUGGUUUCGCGUCUGGGGCCGCACGGUGGCGCGUACGCCGUGCCGCUGCUCCCCUUUCUGGACGAGUCGCAGUCGGUCGCGGUGCUGCCCGCGCUGUUGCGGCUCGACAAGGGCGACCUCACCGAGGCGCUCGCGGCGCUGGCGCACGCCGAGCCUCCGCCGCUCGCGCCGCGCGCGCUGCUGCUGCAGCUACACUUGCUCAAGCCCGAGGACGGCGAGAGGGGCGUGCCGCUCAAGGCGCUCAUAGACGCCGCGUGCAUCAACGAGCGCGAGGUCUUCACGCGUGACGAGCUCACCGCCGCCCUGGAAGAGGUGGUCCAGCUGGACCCCUUGCCGCUGCUCACGAUGCGCACCAUCAUCCAGACGAUGGUCAACUGGCCCGACGCCGCCACGGCGGUGAUGGGCCUGCUGCGCACGCUUCUCGAGCGUGAGGUGUGGGCGACCAAGCUGUGGGAGGGCUACGUGCGCUGCUGCUCGAUGGCGAUGCCACUCUCGCGCGAGCUCUUCUACGCGAUGCCGCCGGCGCAGCUCGAGGCUGCCCUCGCCUCGCACCCGGACGUCAAGCAAAAGCUGGUCGCCCACGCCAGGGCGGAGCGCGGCGCGGUGCCGACGGCUGCCUUGGGGGUUCUCGGGUUGUGAGCGGGUGUUGACAGUUUGGAGGUGCGGUCAUUCGCCCGGUGAGAGAGAGAGAGUUGCGAGAGAGAGAGAGAGUUUUGCGCGGUUUACCGACAAGAAACUGAAUCG
This is a messenger RNA of Emiliania huxleyi CCMP1516, 2385 nucleotides long. RefSeq lists its product as hypothetical. The record is from RefSeq and is a predicted model, not a curated record. Gene Ontology annotation, cellular component: mRNA cleavage and polyadenylation specificity factor complex. The transcript is spliced from 11 exons. NCBI's taxonomy places the organism in Eukaryota, Haptophyta, Isochrysidales, Noelaerhabdaceae. The coding region runs from base 1 to 2280 and encodes 759 amino acids.